Messenger RNA from Pogona vitticeps (central bearded dragon), 6981 nucleotides. The record is from RefSeq and is a predicted model, not a curated record. NCBI's taxonomy places the organism in Eukaryota, Metazoa, Chordata, Lepidosauria, Squamata, Agamidae.
GCCUGAGCCUCGGGCAAGGGGGCGGAAAGAAAGGAAAGGCGGCUGCGUUUCCUCCUCCUCCUCCUCCUCCUGACGCUUCGCCCCGCUCCUGGCGACACUGGGCACAUCCGGGGCUUUCCUUCUUCGGCGGCUGCCGCCGCCGCCGUUGCUGCUCCUGCUUCUCUGAGCCGCGUCCAGCCCGACUCCAUUAGCGGGUCUUUUCCCCUCCCUUCUACCCGCCCUUUCCCUGUCCCCCGGCUUCCUUUCCUUCCCGACGCCGACGCCGACGCCGUCCCCGGCAGGGAGGGCCCCCGGGAAGGCAAGCACCCUCCGCCGCCGCCGCCGAGCCCUCGGAGUCCCCACGGGGUCAUGUCCAACCAAGGGGCCCGGAGGAACGGGCCCGUCAAGCUACGCCUGACAGUUCUCUGUGCAAAAAAUUUGGUGAAAAAGGAUUUUUUCCGGCUUCCUGAUCCAUUUGCUAAAGUGGUGGUUGACGGAUCUGGCCAGUGCCAUUCUACAGAUACUGUGAAGAAUACCCUUGAUCCAAAGUGGAAUCAGCAUUAUGACUUAUACAUUGGAAAGUCAGAUUCAAUAACAAUCAGCGUAUGGAAUCACAAGAAAAUCCAUAAAAAGCAGGGAGCCGGUUUUCUGGGUUGUGUGAGACUUCUUUCCAAUGUUAUCAACCGCCUUAAAGACACUGGUUAUCAGAGGUUGGAUCUGUGCAAACUUGGGCCAAAUGACAAUGAUACUGUUAGAGGACAGAUAGUAGUAAGUCUUCAGUCCAGAGACAGAAUAGGAACGGGAGGGCAAGUUGUGGACUGCAGUAGACUGUUUGACAAUGAUUUACCUGAUGGUUGGGAAGAAAGGAGGACAGCAUCUGGAAGAAUUCAGUACUUAAAUCAUAUUACACGAACAACACAGUGGGAGCGGCCAACACGGCCAGCUUCAGAAUAUUCCAGUCCUGGUCGACCGCUGAGCUGUUUUGUGGAUGAAAACACACCCAUUACAGGAAUUAAUGGUGCAACAUGUGGACAGUCAUCAGACCCCAGGCUAGCAGAAAGAAGAGUGAGAUCUCAGAGGCACAGAAAUUAUAUGAGCAGAACCCAUUUACAUACCCCUCCAGACUUACCCGAAGGAUAUGAGCAAAGGACAACUCAGCAGGGACAGGUGUAUUUUCUACAUACUCAGACCGGUGUAAGCACAUGGCACGACCCUCGUGUACCUAGGGAUCUUAGCAACAUCAAUUGCGAAGAGCUUGGUCCUUUGCCUCCUGGAUGGGAGAUCCGUAAUACAGCAACUGGCAGAGUUUAUUUUGUUGACCAUAACAACAGAACAACGCAAUUUACGGACCCACGGCUAUCAGCUAACUUGCACUUGGUUCUCAACCGCCAGAAUCAGCUGAAAGAUCAACAGCAGCAGCAGCAGCAACAACAGGUGGUGUCACUAUGCCAGCUUCCCGAUGAGGCCGAGUGUUUGACUGUGCCAAGGUACAAGCGGGACCUCGUGCAAAAGCUCAAGAUUCUGAGGCAGGAACUCUCCCAGCAGCAGCCCCAAGCUGGACACUGUCGCAUAGAAGUCUCCAGGGAAGAAAUUUUUGAGGAGUCUUACAGGCAAGUAAUGAAGAUGAGGCCGAAAGAUCUAUGGAAGAGACUAAUGAUAAAAUUUCGUGGAGAAGAAGGCCUUGAUUAUGGAGGAGUUGCCAGGGAAUGGCUGUAUCUACUAUCUCAUGAAAUGCUGAAUCCAUAUUAUGGCCUCUUUCAAUAUUCACGUGAUGACAUAUAUACACUACAGAUAAACCCCGAUUCUGCUGUUAACCCGGAACACUUAUCGUACUUCCACUUUGUUGGGCGGAUCAUGGGGAUGGCUGUGUUUCAUGGACAUUACAUUGAUGGGGGCUUCACAUUGCCUUUUUAUAAGCAGUUGCUGGGAAAGCCAAUUACAUUGGAUGACAUGGAAUUAGUUGACCCAGAUCUUCACAACAGCUUAGUAUGGAUACUUGAGAAUGAUAUUACAGGAGUAUUGGAUCAUACAUUUUGUGUGGAACAUAAUGCUUAUGGUGAAAUUAUACAGCAUGAACUUAAACCGAAUGGUAAAAGCAUUCCUGUCACAGAGGAGAAUAAAAAGGAAUAUGUCAGGCUUUAUGUAAACUGGCGAUUUUUACGAGGGAUUGAAGCUCAGUUUCUGGCUCUGCAGAAGGGAUUUAAUGAAGUAAUCCCACAACAUCUGCUGAAGACAUUUGAUGAGAAGGAGCUAGAGCUCAUCAUUUGUGGCCUUGGGAAGAUAGAUGUCAAUGACUGGAAAGCCAACACCAGAUUAAAACACUGCACACCAGACAGCAACAUUGUGAAAUGGUUCUGGAAAGCCGUGGAGCUCUUUGAUGAAGAGAGAAGAGCCCGGUUGCUGCAGUUUGUGACUGGGUCGUCCAGAGUGCCUCUGCAGGGUUUCAAAGCAUUACAAGGUGCUGCUGGCCCACGACUAUUUACAAUUCACCAGAUUGAUGCUAGUACGAAUAACCUGCCAAAAGCCCACACAUGCUUCAAUCGAAUAGACAUUCCUCCUUACGAAAGCUAUGAGAAGCUCUAUGAAAAGCUGCUAACCGCCAUUGAAGAAACAUGUGGGUUUGCUGUGGAAUGAACAUUUGCAGACUUACUUGGAACUGUAUUUAUACUCCAUCAAGCAGAAAAACCUCCCUUCCGCCAUGACACAGUAAAUGCUUGAAACAUAGGAACUUCUCUUCCCUUUUUCAGCUUUAGGACAAUAUGAGGGAAAGGACAAUUUUUGGAAUUCUUCAUUCAAGAAAAUGUCCUGUGGCUCCCGCCAAGGAAAUUCAGCUGCUAUUUUUAAAAGAACUAAUAUCUUGAAGAUACAGAAUGCUGACUUUUCCUUCAUUUCAACAGUUAAGCAGUAUUCUUCUCUUAAAAAGACGACUACUAUUUUUGUAAAAGAAGAUCUGAUCUAUUUGCCUACCUGAUUUCUAUUCUCACAGGUCCAAUAUACAGCUGUGUCGGUACAAGUCUUGUUCCAGCCUACUUGCUUAAAUACAUGAUACUGAACAGCAACUAUGCCUGCUAUUUUUUUAAAUAAAAUAUUUUGAUUAUUCUAAUUUUUCCAUAAUAUUGGCAAAAGAAAUCACAGACCUUUUAAACUAAGGCCACUUAACAUACAAACUGUUUUUCUUAUAGCAAAUGAUUAUAUUCUGGUGUUCUGACUUCAGUGUUCUUUGUGUAAGAAUUUUUAUAUUUCUCAAGCAUGAAUUACAGGUUUUGGGGUCCUGUUUUUAUCUUGUCAAAUUCUUUAGCAGAAUCCUAAUCUGAGUUAACCUGCACUGCAUUUGGUACAGUACUUUGUGGUAAAUGUCAAGAGCCCUUUUAAAAGAUUAUAGGCAUUUAGCUUUUUUAAAGGAGCAUUUUUGUAAAAAGUUAAUACUUGAGGGUUUUUUUAAUUUGCUUUCCAUUUUAAAUGGAACUGCUGCAUUUUUAAAAUUCCCAAAUGUAUGUUGAUGAUAUCAACUGCCUUCUGCCAAUCCAUCAAUCAAUUCAUAUUUCAAAAUACUCUGUGGAUGUCAUACCAACCAAAGUUGUGUUUUUUAUAAAUUAGAUACAGACACUCUGCAUUUUGUAUUAAUUGUUGCUAAAUAAUCGUACCAGGUUAAAAAUGUCUUCAUUUUUAACUGCUUGUGAUGUAUGGGCUUGCAUUAGCUACAGCUGAGAGGAAAAAUGAUGCAAGGGAUGCAGAAAAUUGUAAAAGUUCCACCUUUAUCUGAAAUCCAUAUAUGUCUGAUAAAAAGCAGGCUGAGACAGAGAAUAAGUCAUUCCUUUAAUAAAAGUAAUUAUAUACAGAAAAAUUAGCAUAUAUAGGAGCAUUCAGUUGGAAUAAAAAUACACUUUUGCUGAUGGCUAUGUGAGAAAUCUUCUCAAAUAGCUAUAAAUUUUGCAGACUUGUACCUUGCAUAUAGCUUAUAUACAUAAGCUCCCCUUGUAAUUGUGUGUGGGUAUACUGCAAAAAGUGUAAUUCUUGUUACGCAAUUUCAUGCUGACUGUACUGGUGUGUGCUCUUAAUUAAUGCUUGUAUCUCUCUGUAAUUGCAUGUAUCCACCUACCUGUACAGCAAAAAGAAAUGAAAGUUUGCAUGUGGGACUUAGAGACUAAAUUCAUUGUUAGACCCACAUAAGAGUCUACUUGUUGAAAUCAUUGCAGUGGAAGUUAGUUAUGGCUAGCAAGUUUCAUUCAUUCAGUCGGUCUCCUCUAAAUGGGACUAACAAGAUUUAGCUCUAGGCCUUAACAAUGUCAAGAACUUUGUUCUGUUGAACUGUGAGUAUAGUUCAUUUUUCUUCUCAGAAGCGAGGAAUAGCAAGCUUUGUAAGGCAAGUAAUUCUUUUUCUGUGGUGAUGAUAGAUAACCAAGAUUACCAAGGAUAUUGACAUAGGUUGGAAAGCAGAACUACAGCCUUGCUGAUUUUGUCCAGGAUAGAAACUUUCUUCAAAUAACUGUCUAGAAGAGCCAGGAGAGGAAGCAAGAGGGCUUAAGUAUGUUCACUAGGGAGUAGAUUGCCUUUUCAAGCACCUUACAGAUGUGGAUGUCCUGUAAUGUAUGUAACAUCAGCUGUAGGCAAUAAUUGCCGUAGGCAAUUAGGAGUAUGAUGCCACUGUACAAAUUAGGUAGCUGUAGAAAACCAGGUGGUGGUGAUCGAUGGACAGUUUGUGACUGUGCCAUUGAACACUGGGAAAAGCAAGAUGCGGAAUUAAUUUUCCCCCGCCCAUGGCCUAUACUCAAAACUAUCAAAUAAAUGCACUGUGCUCUGUCUGCUUAGUGAUAUACACUUUCAGCUGAUUUGGAGGGGGGGCUUUCCCCUGUUUAGGGAAUCUGCUUUGUUGUCAGGCUGCCAGAGAUUGAACCUUACUUCAGAGGAGCUCUUGGAUGAUCUGUCAGUUUUAGCUGUUCUUUCAUGUUUCAGGAAUAGUGCUGGUUUCCAUACUCACUGUUUGCUCCUGAUGUAGGGACAGGGAUGGACAACAUGUUGCCUUCCAGAUGUGGUCAGACUGCAAUUUCCAUCAGUCCUUUUACCAUUGGCUGUGCUGGUUGGGGCUGAUGGGAGUUGCAGUGCAACUUACCUAUAUGGCCCAAAGUUGCUUUCUUUAGUGUGGUAUCCGAAUAGUUCUUCAGAGGAAGUAAAGACUUUGUAAAAAGCUUUCCAUGCUGUCAGCUGCAUAAGGAAGGUCAGACCUCUGUUCUCCCUUUACUGCAGCAUAAUUAUUUCAUUCAGCACAAUAUACUUGCCUUCACCAUCCUUUGCACCAGGUUAUGCUGGCUUUAUCAUCUCUGUUAAUUGCUUCUGUUCUUGUGUUCAUACUGUCUGUGAUGAGAUGCAGCCAACUAGCACCAGAAUGGCAAAUGAGAGCUUAAAUAGUGUGUUAAUAGGCCUCAGUGAAGCAGUCAUUUCAGAUGGUUUGGGAAGGACAAAAAGAGUCCAGUGUAAUUCCAGAUUUUGAUUUUAAAGCUACUUUAAUUGUAUUCUUGCUCUAAUAUUUUUUUUGUCCAAAGAUCUUUACAUCACAACAGGGCUAAUUUUGUAGAAUCUAAUUCACACUAUUAGGGGAAAAGAAAGCACUUCUGUAACUUUGGCCUACACCAGGCAAACUGAUGCAAAUUACAUACUGGGUCUUCUGAGUGCCUUUUUAUCUGCUUUAACUAUUAAAAGCUUUGAAGCACAUAACCUACCAGAAGCUUCUCUGAACCCAUCAGUUGCAGCUCUGUAUCCUUGCCAUUUCUCCCAGUGCGAAACCCAACGUUGUAUUGGACCUUUGGAUUUGCAUCCCAGAUUUAAAUGUGAAUAUUUAUUUCCAACAUGUCCCUCUUCUUUGAUGAUUUCUUUAUCUUUCUGAAUUUGCAUUAAAUGGUUGAGACACCACCUCACAUUUCCAUAAUGUCUUUUCAUAAACGAAUGUGUUAAUAUUGAUAGUAACUAUUUGGUAGCGUUCAACUAUAUAGUACUCAGUUUCAGAUUUAAUUUCUAGAUGUAAAGUUUUGUAAUGGUGCUUUGUACAGUAUGUAUUCUAAUUUUUGCACAUAGGUUCAGUUUCCCUAAACUGAUUUUAUUUUUACCAAAAUGUUGUAUUGUACUAGAGUCCAAAACACUCAAUAUUUUUUUUGUUGGUUAUUGUUUCACAACACUACAUCUAUAACCUCUGGUGCAUUCCAUUGGCUGCAUUAAUGAAAUCAGAGCUUUGCUCCUGUAUCAUACAACAUAAUGUAGUCUGACCCCAUUGCUUCAGACUUUGCAACUGCACCAUAUAGUGAACAGGUGCAAGCCGUAUUUAACACACACAAUUUAUUAGUAAAUUUCUGACUCUGCCAAAUUCUAAUAGCUUUGUCUGUAGCUAAAAACUAUUCUAUCCUUGGUAUGGUUUCCCCCCCUUUUCACAGAUUGACAGAUGUUUUUAGUUGCAUUUCUGUUGUAUUUAUUGCAGAGUGUUUUUAGCAUUGAUAUCCAUUGUAUUUUCACCAAGCUGUUACAUGAGCUUUAACAAUGCAUCUGUAUAAAAUGUUUUUUUUAAGUAUGUACCCAUGCCGAAGUCAAGCAAUAAAAUUUGUAUGCUGUUUGCACUGCCACAGCAUCAAUGGUUUUUAAAAACACAGUUUCCUUCAUGUUUACUUCACAAGCCAGAGCUCUAGAAAAAAGCAAUGCUAGCCUUGGAACCAGUUUUCCACAAGCACUUGGUUCAUUUUUAAUUCUGAGUGUGAAUUCCAAGUCAUUGCCUGUGCUGUGAAAUGGUUUAGGACAACCCUUUUUUUUUCUCUUUUAGCUUUGUUCCUCCAGUUGCGCCCUCCGAUCUUCUUCUCCUGCCUGUGGAGAACUAGGAGAUGGAUUAGCCGGAAGACACAAUUGAUAUAACAUCACAGUGAGAUAUUUAAAAUUAUAGAAGCUGUGUCCAAGUCAAGUCCUACUAAUCUUAGUUCAUAUAUUUCAAAUUGUGAAAAACUAUGAUAAGUAUUGAGGGGAGAU